AGUACGUGGUACUAACCUAACAAAAUAUUGACGAAAAUAAAUAACGCCGUACAUAAUUUUUGCAAUCGUGAUAAACUCAACUUUAAACAUAAAAUAUUCAUAGAAAAACUAUCUAAUAAUGUCUUUAAGAGAUUCUUUCAGAUAUUUAAAUCAAUAUGACAUGCACAAAAAGAUAAUCAACGAGUAUAUGCUACAAAAAUCAGGCGAUACAAGCAAGUUACGUCGCGAUACUUCUAAGGAUCGAAGAGAUAUUGAUGUGAUACGUGAAAACCAUAAAUUUUUAUGGGAUGAAGACGAUGAAACUAUCACCUGGGAACAGCAGUUUGCCAAAAAGUAUUAUGACCGACUAUUUAAGGAGUAUUGCAUCUGUGAUCUAAGUCAUUACAAAGAAAACAAGAUAGCUAUGAGAUGGCGGAUAGAGAAAGAAGUUGUUAUAGGAAAAGGCCAAUUUAUAUGUGGGAAUAAGUCAUGUACAAUAGAGAAAUAUCUAAGGACCUGGGAAGUAAACUUUGCCUAUGUGGAGAAUGAAGAAAAAAAGAAUGCUUUGGUCAAAAUAAGAUUGUGUCCAGAGUGUUCAUUGAAACUGAAUUAUCACAGUAAGAAAAGAGAAGUAAAGAGGCUAAAGAAAUCAUCAAAGACUGGGAAAAGUAAGCCCAAAGAGCAGAAAGCUAAGAAGGAUUCAUCUGAUAGUGACUCCAGUGAUGAUAAACCUAGUUCUUCACAUGAAGAACAACCAGAGACUGGAAGUAAUGAAGAAAAAGAUAGCAAUCCAUGGGAAAAUGUAAAACCAGUUGAAACAAAAAGUAGGGAUGAAGAAAUGGAGGAAUAUUUGGACGAAUUACUACUUUAAUGGAGUAUAAUCACAAUAAAUAUUAUGCAUAAUA
Messenger RNA from Dalotia coriaria, 884 nucleotides. Its product is annotated as protein FRA10AC1 homolog. The transcript has 3 exons. The coding region runs from base 119 to 850 and encodes 243 amino acids. The record is from RefSeq and is a predicted model, not a curated record. NCBI's taxonomy places the organism in Eukaryota, Metazoa, Arthropoda, Insecta, Coleoptera, Staphylinidae.